This is a messenger RNA of Sipha flava (yellow sugarcane aphid), 4473 nucleotides long. RefSeq lists its product as uncharacterized. Gene Ontology annotation, cellular component: eukaryotic translation initiation factor 4F complex. Bases 52 to 2790 code for a protein of 912 amino acids. Gene Ontology annotation, molecular function: mRNA binding; protein binding; translation initiation factor activity. The record is from RefSeq and is a predicted model, not a curated record. Lineage: Eukaryota; Metazoa; Arthropoda; Insecta; Hemiptera; Aphididae. The transcript is spliced from 22 exons.
UCAUCGUUUUUCGUGUGCAAUUGAAAUAUAGACUCUGAAGCCGCGAGAAAAAUGGGAACUGAUGACAAUAUUCAUCAGAGACCCCUGUACGGACGCAGGGCCAUGUAUUCGGAGCAGUCAUCGUUCCCAGAGGCAUUCGGUCAACGUUCAGCAUAUCAAACCGGAAGACCGACUAAUAUGCCGUCUGCAAACAAUGCGAACCGAAACGCGGCAAAAACGAGUUGGAGAGUAGUAAACUACUCUCUAUCUAAAAAUGACGACGUUAAACUUAAAACGUGUGAGAACGCAUGGGCACCACCAUGCAUAAAAAGAAAAAUUGCAAGUGAUUCAACAGAUGAUAACAGCACAGAGGAAAUCCAGAAAAAAUUUAUGUCGAUUCUGAACAAGAUAUCACCGGAAAACAUGACUCAGUUGGCAGAGAGCAUUACGACACUGCCAUUAGAUACUGACGAACAGCUAAAGACCGUCAUCGAUCUGUUGUUUCAAAAGGCGAUCGUUGAACCCAAUUUCACCCCUCAGUACGCGUACAUUUGUACUGCAUUGGAGGACAGAAAGGUGAAAUCGGAAAAAAAAGCGGCGAAAACGUCCUUUAAAAAGUUAUUAACAAAGUGUUGUAGGAACAGAUUCGAAAUAAUGUACGUCCACGAACAGAAUAUGGUAAAAACCCUCGAGGAGAUAAGCCGAUGCAAUGAUCAAGAAGUCAAAAACCAACUGCAGUCUGCUUACGACCAGGACGAAUUGGUCCACAGAAAAAAGUCUGUAGGAAAUUGCCGGUUCAUGUGCGAACUAUUCAAAGUGAAAAUACUUUCGAACGGCACACUGGAAGCGUGUAUUGAUCACCUCCUGAAAUCGCCGAAUGAAGAAUCAUUGGAAUGUGUCUGUAACAUAUUAAAGCACGCAGGGAGCACAUUAAACACUAAAGUUGUGUUCGGAAAAUUAAAAGAAUAUACAUCUUCAGAGUAUAAAACUAAGAUUUCUACCAGAAUAAGGUUUAUGAUAUUAAACAUCAUAGAAUUAAAAGAUAACAAUUGGGUACCGCGGAAUGCUCGUACCAAACCGGCAAUAUGCACCAACAAAGUGCUUACAAACGUAAAAAAACCUGAAUAUAAGCCAUCCACGUAUGUCCAAUACAAACCUGCAGAAUUUCCAAUGAGAUUCGCUUAUCAGCCAAAUUACGCGUUAAAAGUAAAACCGCUAACCGAAACUCAAAAGGACGAUGAACGUAAACAUAACGAUUUGAAAAAAGGCGCAAAUAUAAGCGGUUUUAAUAAUUCAUCAUCAGCAAUGAGGGUUAGUGAAGCAGUAAGGGACGAAAACACAUCAGUAUUGCCAUUUAUAAGAUAUGAGACCAGUAACGCAGAUAGUUACCAAAGAUUGAAAAACGAAAAUACUGGAGUACAAGCGGUCCGGGAAGAAUUUCGAACCAUUCUCGACAACAUUACAACAAAAAAUAUGAUUUCGUCAGCGAAAAGUAUUACUUUAUUGCCGAUUAAAACGAAUGAUUGCCUAAUAAGUGUUGUUGAAGAUUUGUUUCAUAAGGCUCUAGAAAAACCAGAAUUGAUACCGCAAUACGUUCACAUUUGUUCGGCUAUGAAAAACAAAGAGAUUCAGUCGGAAGACUCCAAGAAAACUAUUUCGUUUAGGAAACUUUUGAUAAACAAGUGCCAAGAGACGUUCGAGUCGAUGUACAACCGAAAACGUAUUUUGACUAAAGAACGGAUUGAAAUUGAAUCUUGCAAAAACAAAAAAACUAGGAAUGAACUGAAAUCGAAAUUCGAUAAAAAUGAAAUAGAUCAUAGAAAGCGUUCAGUGGCGAACUGCAGAUUCAUAUGUGAACUUCUAAAUUUGAACAUCUCGGUACCACCGAUACUAGAAAUGUGUUUGGCGAAACUAAUAGAGAGUAAAAAAGAAUUAUCUUUGGAAUGCGUAUGUAUCAUACUGCAACACGUUGGGAGUACGGUAAAUCAUAGUGGCGUGUUGGAGAAGCUGUGGGAAUACUCAAAUACGCACAAGACAACAUUUUCACUGGGCUUACGGUCAAUGAUCCUAGGCACGCUGAAGAUGAUGAAUCCCGACAUUCCACAACCUCCCGUAGAUGAGUCACCGUCGACGGACGAGACAAAAAUUAAUACCCAAACCGAAAAAGAAUCGGACAUCAGAAAUAAACCAUUGACAGAAGAUGAAACAUUACAAGUUUACAAUACCGUUGAAACGAUAAUUAACUCCAUAACUGCGAACAAUAAGAACACCAAAAUAAAUGAGUUGUCUGUACAUCUAAAGAAUGUGGAUGUGAUGGAAAGAACAGUCGACUUUCUGUUCGAACGGGCAACAAGGUAUCCCGAAACUAUUCCAGAAUUGGUAAGCGUGUGCUCUUCAUUGCGGGAUGUAUCAACAAGUGGUGCGGUAGAAGGGCGAAACAUUAAGCCUACUUCGUUGAAGAAACAGAUCGCGAUCCGGUGUAACAAGCUAUUGCUGUCCGGGGUUCAGAAAGGUCCAAGUGAAAACGAUUUUACGCCCGUACAAUCGUACACAUUCAUCGGCGAAUUAUUCAACGAAAACUUAUUAUCAGCCCAUAUUCUAGAAGAAUUUUUAAAAAUCGUACCGGAAAUACUGUCGAACAACACAUUGGAAAAUAUUUGUGGCCUGCUAAAAGUGGCCGGGAAAAAAAUAGAACAAGGGUACAGUUUGAAAAAAAUACUCAGGAGACUGAAGGAUAGGAUUUCAAAUGACGCAGAUGGAAUAUUUUCCCGACGUAGCGUUGUGCUUCUGAAAGCACUUGCAGAACUAUGAACAAAUAGGCGUCAGCACUGUUUAAAACAUCACGAUAAAAGUCAAUCAUUCCAAAUAAAGUGCAGUUAACUCCAGUCGAAGAUGAACAGACGAGUCCCAUGUAUAAAUUAGAACGGUUUACCUAGGAGAGGAACGAAUGACUUAUUGCGUGAGCCAUCGAAAUAACUUGAUACGAUUAAAAAACUGGACUCAGAAUGCAGAUCAAUCUUAUGGAAAGUUAUUGUAGGUUUCAAAACUUACCAUUCCAGUUUGGACGUUGAACGUUAUGCUAUUCCGCGUCAUUGUGGCCUACCGAAGAAAACGAUUAUUAUAACAGAUGUGAUAUGACCAGAUAGUUUACUAGUCGUUCAAACCUAGAUACACCGACUGCAGAAGGAAUCAAGACAUCGAAUACCACACCAGGAGCCAUCGGCAUAGCGGCGAAGACACUCGUUGAUACAAUGCGGCAACGGACGACCAUAGCGCUUUUAUCUACACCAUGGACGGAGUUUAUAGGCGUAGCUGCCAAGACACUCGUUGACACGAUGUGGCAAUUAAUGAUCAAGUUCAUAUUACUACAAUGGGACACGGUUUUCCGAUACUGAAGCUCACGUACAGUUAUCAGUGGUUUUACACGCGGUUUUUGUAUCGCUCCGGUUGAUCUACCAUCGCGACCGAUAAGAAAAGGUUCUUUCUAGAACCAUUGAUCUAAUCUCUCACCUUGGUGUGUCUCCUUGGGUAUUCACUGUGAAAUUAUUAUCAACCUGAACACGACGGAUUUAAAAAAAAAAAAAAAAGAACCAAGAAAAACAACCAAGUGGUAUAAUUAUGUAUUAUUCACGAUCACGGGACGUCGGAAAUCGAGGGACCGUAUCAAUAUUUUUAAAUAAUAAAAAAAAAAAAAACGAUUAUUUUGAUAUGCGCACAGACUACACAAUUUAAAUAAUGGAGACAAAAAUAAUACAACAUUGAUAUUUUAAGUAGGUCAAAUCCUAAAAGGACUGGUCCAAAGUCCAUCUCUCCAUACUCCCUUUUAUAUCAUUGGCACAACAUCAUGUUACCCGGCUUCUACCCAUAAUGCAGACUAGUGUGUUGGUCGUAGGUUCGCACCGACCGCUGGGAAACUUCAUGGAGCUUCUUGAGACAAGUUUUUACUACAAUCGAUUAUUUCACAUUUAACUUAAUUUUACGAUUCGAGUAUUCUGUGUGAGUAUCGGAAAGUGUCCAGCAUAAGUCCACUAUAGCCUGUGUUUCUUUCAUUUAAUUUAAACCUCACUCUACCCCUAUAGUAGUUAUGAGUCUCCGGCUCAUCGACACCCGAGUAUCUACUACGGAACAACUAUUGUAUUGUUUUAUUUAGUUUACAAAAUUGUCCAGUUGCUUUGAUCGGGUUUUGAAUCUUUAUAAUCUGGAAAACCCUCCUUUAAAAAAAAAAAAAGGAUGGUAAUCAAUCCAAACUCACCGUCCAACUAUUCAACUUCUAUUUUUCCCUUUUCGACUUGUCCGUCAUUUUUUUCUUUUUCUUUCAUUUUGGAGGUAACUAGUGCAUUUGUCAAGACACUUUAAAAUUAUAAGGAGUCUUCAAGAGGCCAGUUUUGUCAACAUGUGAAAAGAUAUAAUGAACAUCGGGAGUUUUUUGACGACCUAAAAAAAAAACCAAUACUUGUCGAAAAAACUACUAAAGUUUCAUGCGAAAUAAUAAUG